Molecule: messenger RNA, 1258 nt
Organism: Patiria miniata (bat star)
Lineage: Eukaryota; Metazoa; Echinodermata; Asteroidea; Valvatida; Asterinidae
Product: hematopoietic prostaglandin D synthase-like
Exons: 5
Coding region: 90-710 (206 amino acids)
Biological process (GO): glutathione metabolic process
Molecular function (GO): glutathione transferase activity
Source: RefSeq, a predicted model, not a curated record
GGUGUGCAAGGUAGCGCUGCUACAAAGUACCUUCGUGGCUGCGAUUUUAACAGGUGUCUGGUAACAGCUUGUGCCUGCUCAACGCCACCAUGGUGAAAUACGUACUUCACUACUUCAAGGUGCACGGCCGUGGUGAAAGUAUCCGUCUGGCUUUCAAGCUAGCUGGGGUCGACUAUGAAGAAAGGAACUUCGAGUUUGCGGAUUGGCCAAAGUUUAAACCGACAUUUCCCACCCAGCAAGUUCCAGCGCUGGAGGUCGACGGGCAGAUGAUAUGUCAGAGUAAGGCUAUCCUGAGAUAUCUGGCCAGGGAAUUUGGGUUUUAUGGCAAGACAUCCCUGGACGCGGCAUUCAUAGACCAAGCACUCGACACGAUCGAAGACAUGUGGUCGGAACUCAACGUUGUCUUCCACGGGCCUCCGGAAAGCAGGCCAGAAAGAAUGGAAAGGUUCUUGAAGGAUGUGGUCCCACCGAUCUACGCGACUCUGGAGCGGUUGCUUGCACAGGAGCAAGCUGGGGAAUUCUUCGUUGGAAACUCGAUCACAGCCGCUGAUCUCUUUUUCUUCACCGCUGUUGACAUGGCGAAUCACAUAUCAAAGGGCGCCAACACCCUGGAGAAGUGCCCGAAGCUGAGCGCCCUCAAGGAACGCAUUGCUGCCAACCCCAAGAUCGCAGCCUGGUUGGCUGUGCGACCACCUGAAGCGACGUUUUAAGUAGAAAAGCAAAUAAACACGCCACCUGUUGGCUGGAGAUGAGAUCAUUUUCUCACUCUGUGUCAUCGUAAGCAUACAUUGAUGCUUUGUGUACUUUUAAUUUGUAGUUACCAAAGUGGCAUGCAGAUGUGCGACUUAGGGUUUUAAGUUUGAUAUCAUGAUCACAAUGGUUGUCAAAUAUCAAUGUACAUCUAAGUGGACAGGGACAUUCUUCAACCAAGUGUUUGCAUAAAUUAUUCACAAAUUAAGCUUGAUUAACGGGAUAAACUACAAAAAUUAAUUAAAGUGUAGCUUUUGCAAAAUAAAGCUCUUUCGUCAUCUAAACUGGCUAAGAAGCACUUUUCUAUGAUAACGAGUGUUUAACUUGAUGCUGGUGAGAAAAUUGAUUACUUUUCAGUCAAGUUCACGUCAUCUCAAAAAUACAUGUAGAUCAUCGUCAUGGGCAUACUCAACAAUGAUUUAUACCAGCAUGUUGAUAUGGCUUAGAAACACUUACAAAAACAAUUUUGGAUUUUAUCUUCAGAAAUAAAGAAGCUAAAGCAUAAAAG